Molecule: messenger RNA, 874 nt
Organism: Tilletiaria anomala UBC 951
Lineage: Eukaryota; Fungi; Basidiomycota; Exobasidiomycetes; Georgefischeriales; Tilletiariaceae
Exons: 2
Coding region: 138-620 (160 amino acids)
Source: RefSeq, a predicted model, not a curated record
AGCUUCUUCCAGCGAGCUUUCCUCCUAAGUUUAACGUGCGAUGUACAUCAUCACUUGUUCGCAGCAGCAUUGAUACGCUUGACCACACUACCACGACGCUUCAAUCCGCACAAAGCCAACCGGAGGCUUUGGGCAGCAUGCCUUCCCCAACACCCGGCAGCUCGGGCACACACCCCGACCCUGGUUCCGAGCCUGCAUCACCAUCGACCACUUCGAACCCAUCUGCUGUCGCCGAGCCUCUGGUGCCAGACUCAAUAUGGAAAGCGCCGCAAUCUCGGCUCUUCCCAAGCAAUCUCACCUCGCGAAGAUCGGGGCCUCUUGACGCUGUGGACGCAGGGCAGGAGCCCACCGAGAAGCUUCGGGCUAGGAGCGAAACGUACUUGCGGAGGGUGACCAAACCCGAGCUAGGCGGUCCACCGCCGACGCGAUUACAGAAAGGUUCACAGCUCCUUGGUGGUGUGCUUGCAGUGGGCUGCGUUGGCUAUGCUGUAGUAUGGCAUGAUUUUGGCGAGAAAGAGAAUGUCUUCAGUCCGAUACGACGAAUACUUGGCAUGCAUCCGCGAGGCUAUGGGUAUGAUCCGAUGGCACCACCUCGAAAAGACCCCUUGAUUUCCCGAUGAGAUCGCAGACGAGUCGACUCCCCCCCCUUUCUCCGCGCCCCUACAGCAACCCGUGACAUCCACCAGACGUGCAUUUUCAAGGCGCAUGCAGAAUACGGUGCACACCACACCUCUCUGCACAUCGGUCAGAGAGGCCGUCCUUGACGCAAGUUGGGCGCAACCUUGGCGAAUUUGAGACAAGCUGCGAGCUCUAUGCUACAAGAAAGAACGUGUGCUGCCGAACGACUGCACCUAAACCCCAUUAAAAUGCGAAC